Molecule: messenger RNA, 1152 nt
Organism: Spinacia oleracea (spinach)
Lineage: Eukaryota; Viridiplantae; Streptophyta; Magnoliopsida; Caryophyllales; Amaranthaceae
Exons: 3
Coding region: 1-1152 (383 amino acids)
Molecular function (GO): RNA-DNA hybrid ribonuclease activity; nucleic acid binding
Source: RefSeq, a predicted model, not a curated record
AUGGAUGCAGGGCUUGUUCGGCCUAGUCAGUAUCCCGACUGGGUUGCUAAUGUGGUCCUCGUCAAGAAACCGAACGGCACCUGGAGGAUGUGUGUUGAUUACACCAACCUCAAUAAGCUCGGCAGAAACAUUGAAGCUUACAAUGAUGAUAUGAUUGUGAAAAGUAAGCAGCGGGCGGCUCAUAUAGCUAAUCUGAGGGAGACAUUUGAGAUUAUACGAGCUUACAACAUGAGAUUGAAUCCUAAGAAGUGUGUGUUUGGAGUAACGUCGGGAAAAUUCUUAGGUUUCUUGAUUGAUGAAAGAGGAAUUGAAGCCGACCCGGACAAGAUCCAGGCAGGAGAGACUUUAUACAUGUAUCUUGUUGUAUCUGAACACUCGCUGAGUGUCGUUCUACUGACAGAGAGGGAAGGAAUACAGAUGCCAGUGUACUUCAUCAGUCAUGUUCUUCAAAAUGCUGAAAUUAGAUACCCUAUAGUGGAAAAUUUUGGUUUAGCCUUGUUCAUGGCCAGAAAAAAGCUUCAUCCUUAUUUCUUAGCCCACAGGAUAGUGGUCUACUCAGAUCAACCGCUUAAACUGCCUUUCACGAAGCUGGAGGCGUCAGGCCGAAUGCUGAAUUGGGUUAUCGAGCUGAAUGCCUUUGAUAUCACUUAUGAACCCAGGAAAGCCUUCAAGGGGCAAGCUUGUGCAGACUUUAUUGUUGAAAUGACGAGGCCAGUCUUUGCUAAGAAUACGAAGACGGUGUGGACACUGUACGUAGACGGUUCGUCCAUGCAGAACAGAUGUGGAGCCGGGAUAAUCUGUCAAUCACCAGAAGGGGAUACUUUCAAGUAUGCUAUGCGGUUUAACUUUCAGGCGUCCAACAAUGAGGCCGAGUAUGAAGCCGUGCUUUGUGGCAUUAAAAUGUGUAAAGCGGCCGGCGCCGAGGAGAUCUUAGCACUAUUUGACUCUCAACUGAUUGUGAGCCAAGUCAAUGGAACUUACGAGGCUAGGGAUCCGACGAUGAUUAAGUAUAUGCAGGCCGUCCACCAAGAGCUGGAGCAACUAAAAAGCUUUGAAGUAAGGCAAGUCCCUCGCUCAGAAAACAACCAAGCCGAUGCCUUGUCAAAAUUGGUCAGCUCUGCAUCUUGUGAUACCCCUCGUCACGUGUUCUAG